Molecule: messenger RNA, 1047 nt
Organism: Lentinula edodes (shiitake mushroom)
Lineage: Eukaryota; Fungi; Basidiomycota; Agaricomycetes; Agaricales; Omphalotaceae
Exons: 1
Coding region: 1-1047 (348 amino acids)
Source: RefSeq, a predicted model, not a curated record
AUGACUCUGUCCUCUCUCACAGCUUUCUUCUUCGUUCUCGUAUCCUGUUGUUUGGCAAUCUCUCGUUUUCUGGGGCUUUUGUCCAUACACCUUUGGCCAUUGUGCAUCGUCGUAUCACCAUUCAGGAUAUCCAUUGGCAGCUUGCGACACUUGGCUGUUGGAGAAACACAGAUUUCUUUCCACAUUCCUCAUCGAAAACGCCGAACAUGGGCUUCUAUAUCGAUGAAAAAGAUCAAUUAUCGAUCGGACGCUAGCCAACACUUUACUAUUGCAGAGCUUGUACUCACAUUCGUCUUUCCAUUCUCCAUUCUUGACGACACGAUAGCUCGCCCCGCACCAAUUUCAUUAUCGCUUCAUGAUUUCUGCUUGCGAAUUCCCUCUUCGAAAAACACUCCAUCGUGGAUCGUGGCCUUGCGGCGGAACAUUCUCUACACCAUCCUGAAUGAAGAGACUCAGCGGCUUGACGAGUUUCGGAUGAAGACAAUCUUCAGCACGUUGAAGUUGCGACAGCGUAACGCGGAUGAAGGAGAUAGUUUGGAGGACAUCAAGGACGAGUCGCGGAUCACUCAUCACAGCUCUCAAUGGCACAUUUAUAAUCAUACCACCUUUCGGCUUUACCGAUUCGGCCGGCUUGCUGCUCAACUUCGUCGAAUUUGGGAAGAUGAUACUGGUACCUUCACUCUAGUUGCGGAGGAUAGUCAUUGGGUCCAUCAAUCUCAUUCCCAGGAGAAUGAUUUCCAGCCGCGUCGAUUUAACCGUCUUUUUGUCAAUACGUGCUCUACAAUCUCUUUCAUUAUGCGAAUCCCCACUACGCUCUACACGCUCUACAAAUUUCCCUCAUCCAUCUACUGCCUCUCCUACCUCGUGGACAUCCACAUAUCUCAGACAGACAUUACAUUCGAUUCUUUUCAUAUUUCCGAUGCGGAGCCUCUCCGUCAUGGUGCUGAGCUUUUGCGUCAUAAUUUCGAGGAUGGUAUUGCGAUAGGGACUGCAUUACUGUCAAAUCAUUGGGUUUUAAAUCUAAUAUCGGCCGCUAUAAUUUCAUAG